AUGGUUGAGUACAGUGGUAGAAUUUUACAGACAGUUUACAUGGUAGCAGCAUUCAGCGUAGUUUUUUGGCUCAUCAGUGGUGGGCCUGCAGCUGGGUCACAGUAUUCAAGAGGAAGUGAAGGUGAGAAGGAGAAGCAAAUGAAAAAGGUGUUGGGUUCAAGGCCUCCACAGUGUGUGAACAAGUGCUUGAAUUGUAAACCAUGUGUGGCUGCUUUAAUUGUUCCUCCCCACCCUAAAAGCCGAUUGAGAGCAUCAUCUGAAGAAGAUGAAAACUAUUAUCUGCUCUCAUGGAAAUGCAGAUGUGGGAACAAGCUGUUUCAUCCUUGA
Messenger RNA from Pistacia vera, 327 nucleotides. Its product is annotated as EPIDERMAL PATTERNING FACTOR-like protein 8. Gene Ontology annotation, biological process: stomatal complex development; guard cell differentiation. The transcript is spliced from 2 exons. The record is from RefSeq and is a predicted model, not a curated record. The coding region runs from base 1 to 327 and encodes 108 amino acids. Lineage: Eukaryota; Viridiplantae; Streptophyta; Magnoliopsida; Sapindales; Anacardiaceae.